GGCGGAGGGCUGAGUGCCAGACGGCAUUACCCUCCAUGGGACGGGGACACUGGAAGAUGCCUGGCAUUUCAAAGGUCACUGUGACAGAGGCUGAGCUCGUGCUAAUUAGCGAGGACACCUGCAAAUGGCCCACUUGGGGUCCUGGAGGUGCCGGCCUGCUCACUCAUGUAAUUGGACAGAGGCCCGGGCAGAUGUUGCUUCCUUAUUAGCUGAUCUGGGUUUGUGAGGGCUGCAGUGGGACAACCAAGGGAAAUGUCACCGAGAAGGCUUUGUGCUCCAGAGGCCUGGCGGGCCCCUCUCCGCCUGUUCUGAGUGCAGGCUGGAUGGAGGUCCCUGGACUCACAGGAGAGGGAGGCAGGGAGACCCCCAACCAAGCCCCGUGCCCGUGGCAGACAUAACUAAUCGAUCCCAGCAGGCUUCCACUCAGUCCAGACUUGUCCCCAGAUUUUCCACGGAGCCCCGUGGCUGGGGGUCUUGCCACAAGACCCUGCCCCAGGUCUGGUUGAGAGCAUAUGGACUCAGGAGCCAGGUGGCCUGGGUUCAAGCUCCAGUUGUGGGACCCGGGCAGGUCCCUUCACCACUCAGUGCCCAGUACGGCUCUGUCACCUAUGCCAUCGGGGAGCCCGUGAGGACUGAAUGUGUGGACACCCAGAGCCCUGUGUGUCCACCCAGGUUCUAAACUGUGCCUCCUGGGUUCUUAUAUGUCUCAUCAAAGGAAAUCUGGAAAGUCUCUUUCACAGAAGAGAAAGAGCCACAGCUGAGUUUACAGAUUUCACAGCUGGUAUCAUGUACCUUUUAUGGUUGGUUUCUGGGUCUUCUGAGUGUGAAUGGGGGCUUUUGUUUGGGGGGUUCUUGUUUUUGAGAGUCGCAAAUUCAUUCCUCGUCUGUGACCUUGAACCCUGAGCUGGGAUGUUGGAGGUAUAUGGGACGUUGCCUCAGCCCCCCAACAUGCAGACACUAUUUUCGAGUCUCUCCGCACAGGCUGAGGGAAGCCACGCAAGGCGUGAGGAGUGCUCUCUCCUGUUGCCCGACUUUGAGCCCCUGUAGAGCUGCUGGCAGCAGAGAUAGAAGUUCUGGCGCCUUUAAAAUGUAUGAGUGCCUUCUGCUCCAGGCCCAAGUAGGUCUGCCAGGUCCAACUGGGCCGAUAGUGCCCUGGAUAAGGGUACCUACCGGAGAGAACUGGGGGACUGCGAUCCAGCCUGCGCGCCCCUUCCCCCAGUGCCUGCUGCUGGGCUGCUUCCCCUCCCCCACCAAGGAGACAUUUCUUUCUCCUCCACACUAAGUGUCACGUGGGCUCUCAAGGGCUUUGAUUGCAAACUGGCUGGAAGUAGUGGAAGGGGUCAGCAGAGGGGCCAGGCCCACCCUUCUCCCUGACCUCCACUGCCUCCCACAACUCGGCUCCUUUAAGGCAGAACAGGAGCCUGUCUUGGAAAGGCGGUGGAGGUGGGUGGAGAUCACUUGCCAGAGUGUGCUCAGCAGGAAUGCCUAGGUGGGAGGGAGUCCCUGGAGUUCUGCUGUGAGCCCCUCCUCGGUGGCCUGUCUGCCCCACUGCCCAACCCCAUGAGAAUGUCCCCAGCAGAUGCUGGUGCCCAGGGUGACUGCAUGUGGAGGAAGAAGAGAUGAUGGGAAGUUGUCCUUGGAGGAAUUCCAGCUCUUCUUUGCAGAUGGCGUCCUCAACGAGAAAGAACUGGAGGAUCUCUUCCACACAAUCGACUCUGACAACACCAACCAUGUGGACACCAAGGAGCUGUGUGAUUACUUUGUGGACCACAUGGGGGACUACGAGGACGUCUUGGCCUCCCUGGAGACCUUGAAUCACUCUGUCCUGAAGGCCAUGGGCUACACCAAGAAGGUGUAUGAAGGCGGGAGCAAUGUGGACCAGUUUGUGACACGCUUCCUCCUGAAGGAGACGGCCAGUCAGAUCCAGGCACUGCUGAGCUCGGUGGAGAGCGCCGUGGAGGCCAUCGAGGAGCAGACCAGCCAGAUCCGACACAACCACAGCAAACCCAGCCACAGCGUGGUGGAGACCUGGUCUGGGAGCCCCACAGCCCCCUACGCCCCCAACCACAAGUUCAUGGCUGCAGAGCAAGGGAAGAGCUUUCCACCUGCCUCCUCAGACCCCAAGGAGGAGGGCCUGGAGGCCCAGGUCAGCCGACUGGCAGAGCUGAUAGGACGGCUGGAGAACAAGACACUUUGGUUUGACCUUCAGCAGCAUCUCUCUGAUGAAGAAGGCAUCAACAUGCAUCUGCAGCUGGUCCGCCAGGAGAUGGCCGUGUGCCCUGAGCACCUGGGCGAGUUCCUGGGCUCUCUGCGACAGUACUUGCGGCGCACCGCCGGAGCCAGGAACUGCUUCCACAUUGCAGCCGUGAGGCUGGCGGACGGCUUCACCUUUGUGGUGUACGAGUUCUGGGAGACGGAGGAGGAGUGGAAGAGGCACCUGCAGAGCCCUGAGUGCAAGGCGUUCCGGCACAUCAAAGUGGACACACUGAGCCAGCCCGAGGCCCUCACCCAGAUCUCAGUGCCAGCUGCUUGGUGCACCCUGGGCCGCGAGUGACCACCUCCCUGAGGCCCCGCAGGUGAGCCUGCCGCCGCCUUCCCUCUUCUGAAGGACGUCCACUCUUUUCUAGAAACUGGUCUACGAGCUGUGUUUUCCACAUACUUCCAAAUGAGAAUGUCUUUUCCCGCUGUCUGAAGCAAAGGAGAAGCCCUGCCCCUGUGGGCAGAGUGGCCUCGGAGCUGCUGGGGCCCUGCUGAAACCAAAGGGCAGUGGUGACAGCGACCGGAGGCUUCCUGGAGGCAGCCCCUGCCCCUCCCCCCUCAAAUGGCCACGCAUGCUUGGCCCCCCACACCCAACACUGGCCUCAGCAGGACUCACCCUUCUCUCUCCCCUCCUGGUUGCCGUUCCUCUGCCCGUAGGAGCCGAGACCCCGUAGUGAACCUGGGCCUGGGCCGCGCCCGCAGGCGGCAGUAGACCCCCGUAGCCUGUGCCCUGCCCGGCAAAGAGCCGCCUGGGCAGGAACCAAUAAAAUCCCGCUGGGAA
This is a messenger RNA of Vicugna pacos (alpaca), 3040 nucleotides long. It is a transcript of the gene NECAB2, whose product is annotated as N-terminal EF-hand calcium binding protein 2. The record is from RefSeq and is a predicted model, not a curated record. NCBI's taxonomy places the organism in Eukaryota, Metazoa, Chordata, Mammalia, Artiodactyla, Camelidae. Gene Ontology annotation, cellular component: cytoplasm. Gene Ontology annotation, biological process: regulation of amyloid precursor protein biosynthetic process. Gene Ontology annotation, molecular function: calcium ion binding.